This is a messenger RNA of Aspergillus affinis, 1665 nucleotides long. RefSeq lists its product as uncharacterized. The record is from RefSeq and is a predicted model, not a curated record. The coding region runs from base 1 to 1665 and encodes 554 amino acids. The transcript has a single exon. NCBI's taxonomy places the organism in Eukaryota, Fungi, Ascomycota, Eurotiomycetes, Eurotiales, Aspergillaceae.
AUGGCUACGGUUGAUCGACUCCACACGGCCGAAGGCAAUGUCCUUCGCUCUAUUGAUCACUGCGACUUAACAGCCGCAUCUGCAUCUGCAUCUGCACCUGCAUCCCCAUCCCCUCCUCAAGAUACCACCCGUGAAGAUUCCCCAAAGACACAGUCGUUGGAAAGAAGAAACACUUCCUCGCACGAUGUCGACGAGGAGCCAGUUCAAACCCCAACGUCGCAGAGUGAUGUCAUGGAGAAAGACAUCCAACCGUGGUCUCCUCCGCUUCCUUCCAUAGACUGCGAGGGUGAGGACUUUCAGCCUCAUUAUGGAGCCCCAAGUCCUUCAGCCCUACAAGGCACAAGUCCAUCAAUUCACGGCGAGAACCAAAUCCAAAGUUUCAGCUCCGAGUAUCAUCCCUACGACCUCCCACCGGUGGCAACCUCUUCCGAGCCAGACACGUCAAUCAAAGGAGAAGAGAGCUUUGAUCCCAAUGAUCCGACCAUUGAUCUAUUUCAUCCUGUUCCCAGACUACCCAGUCUGCUCAUCGCCAGCAGGAACAUGGCGAUGUUUCCAGAUACUUUCCCAGAUGCUAAGAUCGAGUUUGACUCAACGUCGCUAUUCCCCUCCCCUGAGGAUUCGAACGAGUGCUUGUUUAACGACGGCAUAAUUCCAAAACCAGAGUGGAUGAUGGACGUGGGAACCGCGCCGCUAUUCAACGACCUCUUACCGAGAAUGCCGGUAGACACGCUUGUUGGCACCAGCGUGACCUCAAUGAAUGACACAUGCAGUCCCGAUUCCUCACUAUCGUGGUCGUCUCUUGGCUACCAGACCGGUUUCGGCAUGCAGCAGCAGCACCACCACCAACAACAACAGGCUCUUAUCAAUCACAAUGAGGUCCUCUGCUCCAACGGUCCAGAACUCUUCACUACCCCCAAUGACCAUUACGACAAUAUCAACACCGGAUACGACCAGACAGCCCCGACAGGCACGGCAACCAAUGACUUCCACGGCCUGACGCUCUUGAACUUGAACAACGAAACCCAAAGCCAUCUUUACCUCCCUCCACCGGUACCAGUACCAGUACACAUGAACCUGAACCCCUGCCGACCCGAAUACACCAACCUACCAAGCCCCCGAGACCCAGCGCCGGCGCUGCUGAACAGCAACCCCUCGCCAUUCUACGACCCCGCAGACACAUUCACAUACCAAGAGAGUCUAUUCCAACUAGAUCAACUCACACAUCCACAACCGCGAUUCACGCUCACGACAACGACAACAAGCCACCUUCGUCCGCAAUUACUAGGUACUGGUACUAGACCGUCCAGGUGCCCCGGCGAGGCCCGAAACGCCUUCUUGAUAGAAUGUAAACGCCACGGACUAUCAUACAAGGAUAUCAAACGGCUCGGGGGGUUCAAGGAAGCAGAGUCAACGCUACGUGGUAGGUUCCGGAACCUGACGAAGUCGAAAGAUCAGAGGGUCAGGAAACCACAGUGGCAUGAUAAGGAUGUGAGCUUUCCGCUUCCCCUUCCUCGCGCACCAGACAGACACCAAGGGCUAACAUGCAAACAAGAUCAAACUUCUCUGCGAAGCCGUGAACCUCUGUUCGGAGACCGGGAGGGCCUGCCACCAUUGCCGCGGUCGCAGCUCUGGUCGUCGACCCAGCCUGAUCACAGAGCCGCCUAA